AUGACACUACCUUCUCAGCCUAUUAUUAACCAGUCGCCACCCUCAAUUUCACCACCUUCUUCACCCUUGUCAGCUACACCUUCAACUUUAACCUCUCAUUUCGUUCAAGCACUCCAUGAUUACCUUCCUUCCUCAUCGUCAACUGAUGACUCUGUAACUUGCCUUUUUUUCAAAAAAGGCUCGAUUAUCGAGGUGUUCAACAGAGACGAUUCAGGUUGGUGGGAUGGUCAGUGUGGUGAUAUUAGAGGAUGGUUUCCAAGCAAUUAUGUAGGUAGAAUAGGUGAAUUAAAACGACAAAGUGCUGACUUUGAAGAUGAUUAUUCAAAUGAAGAAUUAGAAUUGUGGCAUCAAAAAAUGAAUCACCAUGUCAGUUCAACCGACGAAACAAUGUCAACAAUAGAAGAUGUAUCACAAAGAGUUUCUGAGCUGGUCAAAUCAUACACGUCUAACGAUCAACAAUCAUGUAUACAGCUAAACAUAUUUCAAGUCGUCUCAUCUGUUAAAGCAGUUUUAACCGAAGCAAAUAUUGUGAACAAAGAAAGUCCCCUAUUAAAAAUGUACCCAGAGUUAGCAAGACAACGUCGAAUCCUUUUAAGUACAUUAAGCCGAUUAGUAUUGAAAAGCAAAGAGCUACAACAACAAGAGGAGGAUGAUAAUCAGAUAUCAGAUCUUGCGGCACAAUUGCUAAGUGAAAUGGAUACAUUUGAAAAACUACUUGCUGUAACUACUCGGCAAUCGUCUUACUCACUGGCCGAUAGUCAUUCAUCCGUAAUAUCAACAAACUCCACCUUUCUGCGUCAAAUUAUUCCGGAAACACGCCACAACACCAACUCCUUGAUUAAAUCUGUGCCCACAGAUGCAGAGCAAAUCUUGCAGAACAUCUUGGAUCAUCAAACGAGUAUAGAUGAACUUAUGGGGAGUUUAGUUAUAACUUUAGAACAAUAUCUUGCCAAUAGACAUCGUGCUACAGAAAUGUUGGAAACUACAAGGAAAGCAGUUGAAGCAGUAAGAACAUUCCUGGCCAUUGUAGAACACGUUUGCUCCAAUCUCGGCGACCUUGAUUAUAAUAGGCGUAUAUCUAUGAUCCCUGAAGAUCCCCGCUUAGUUUCUCUGGUUCUCACCAAGGAGUCUGUCUAUAGUGCUAUCACUAAUCUGGUUACAGCAGUAAGGGCUUUAACAGGGCCUCAACAAGAAGAUGAAAAUGAUCAAAACUACCUUCCCAUUUGUUGUGAAAAUGUGGUACAGGCAACCAACGAAUGUGCAGCUUGUGUUAGAGAUUGCAUUCAAGCAGAGGAUACCGAGGAGGAUAAUAACAGGAGCCAAAUAAUGCGUCAUAGUAUGCAACAGCAGCAGCAUGAAAAUGGUCGAUCUCAACAUACUCUGACUAUUUUAGGGCGUAAGGUUACAAGUUUACAUGCCCUUCAACAAUACCGCACUGCAUUCCCUCUUCCUCCUAACACUGAGCCCUUCAGCACUCCUAAUACGGAUAUACCUCUAAAAUCCCGACGCUCUCGAGGCCUCAGCGUCUCCUCGCUUAGACCUUCUAUUAAUAAAUCAAAGUUAGAACGUCUAAAGGAACCCGAAUUUGAUUUUUUAAAACAAUACACCUUUACAGACCAAGAGAUGAUCUUUAAUGCCGAAGGAGAAGUUACAGGCGCCACUGUUGAAGCACUUGUUAGAAAAUUGACUCUCCAUGAAAAAUCGCCAGAGGAUCAAUUUGUGUUAUGGACAAACCGAGUUUUGAUUCCUAUUCGUCUUCGUGUGUAUAAUGUGAUCAAAACCUGGCUUGAAACAUACUUCAGUUAUAAACAAGACAUAAUGGUGGAAACCCCAUUAUUGAAUUUUGCAAAUACGGAAAUGAGCGCCGUGAUGCCAGGUCCGGCAAAACGCAUGAUCGAACUUAUUAAAAGAACGACUCGGGCUACUAUGCAAAAAUCAAGUUUGUCCAACCUGCAGUUGUCAGCAUCCAUAUCAACAAAUAGUAACAUAUUUUCCAACUUGACGAUGUUUGAUGAUCACCACGGGGAAGAAAAAUUCCCUGCCUCGAUUAUGGGUAAAUCCCUAAGAAAUACUUUAAGAAAAGCAGCUAGUCACUCCAGCCUCGCAGCUAUUCAUGUCAAUGAUAUCGACCCUAUCGAACUUGCACGUCAGAUUACAAUUAUGGAAAAUACCUUAUUUUGUCGUAUUCGACCCAAUGAGAUGAUUGGACAGGAAUUCAAAAAGAAAGUCGGUACAAGCCAAGCCAUUCAUGUUAAAGCCAUGAUUCAGACAAGCACUCAAAUCACAAGUUGGGUGUCGGAUAGUAUUCUAAACGAGGCAGACCCAAAGAAACGUGCACAAGUAUUGAAAUACUGGAUCAAAGUUGGUGAUGCUUGUCUCCAACUGAAUAACUACAACACUUUAAUGGCAAUACGAUCAGCCUUGGAUUCAACUAGUAUUAUUAGAUUAAAAAAAACCUGGGAAUAUGUAUCGGUAAAAUACAAAACGAUGUGGGAACCUAUUUACCGCGCAACAGAUUCACAGCGUAACUUUGGAGAAUACAGACAGCGUUUAAAGACUACAGUGGCCCCAUGUCUUCCAUUUUUGGGUGUAUAUUUGACCGAUAUGACUUUUAUUGAUGAUGGCAAUGCUGAUAGACGUAACUCCCCAGGAGGGCAUACACUUAUCAAUUUUGAUAAGUAUGUCAAAAUUACGCGGAUAUUAAACGAAAUUGAUCAAUUCCAAAUUUCUUAUAAAUUAUUGGAAGUGGAAGAAAUCCAGACUUACUUGAAAAAAACCCUUGAAACAGUCGAGCAAGACGACCAAGCAUUCUACGCUAGAAGCUUAAAACGAGAACCGAAAGAAGAAGAGCAACCUUAA
This is a messenger RNA of Mucor mucedo, 2859 nucleotides long. RefSeq names its product ras guanine nucleotide exchange factor domain-containing protein. The record is from RefSeq and is a predicted model, not a curated record. Bases 1 to 2859 code for a protein of 952 amino acids. Gene Ontology annotation, biological process: Ras protein signal transduction; positive regulation of GTPase activity. NCBI's taxonomy places the organism in Eukaryota, Fungi, Mucoromycota, Mucoromycetes, Mucorales, Mucoraceae. Gene Ontology annotation, cellular component: plasma membrane. Gene Ontology annotation, molecular function: protein binding; guanyl-nucleotide exchange factor activity. The transcript is spliced from 8 exons.